Erpetoichthys calabaricus (reedfish) is the source of this 1708-nucleotide messenger RNA. RefSeq lists its product as uncharacterized. The transcript has 5 exons. NCBI's taxonomy places the organism in Eukaryota, Metazoa, Chordata, Cladistia, Polypteriformes, Polypteridae. The record is from RefSeq and is a predicted model, not a curated record. Bases 229 to 1527 code for a protein of 432 amino acids.
CGUGCCACCCAUGCCCGACGACGACGGCGUCCCUAUCAGGAUCGUGCCAUUUUAUCCUUGUAUGAUGAACAUAAGUGAGGUUAUGGAAUGAUGCCCAGUUCUGUUUCUCUUUUAUGACAGGAAGUGCUGGUCCUGGCUUCUGGAGACCCUGGUGCCCCACGGUGUCACCCCAGAAAGACGGAGAUCUCCCUACCGCCGCUGCGAGAUGCCAGUCAGGGGUCCGGCUCAAUGCCACCACAGUACAACGAGAAUGGGGCGCUGCCCACCGCCCGGGAGGCUGUACGCCAGAGAGCGUCCACUCGUAGGUCUCCAAACCCAUCGAUGUGCGCCUCUGCCAGCCCCAGAGGGAGAAGCUUUCAAAGAGUCGAAGAUCCAGUCGGACGGCUCCUGAAACGAAACAAGAGAUCAGUCAGUCCACCUCGGCCAGAACCUUCCAACAUCAGAAAUCUGUCGACUGACGGCUCCUCCCAGACUCUGACUGGCACGUUAGGGUUGGGGACUGAACCGAACAGAUCGAGUGACUCGGUGGCCAAGAUCCCUGAGAAAGGAGACACUGCUGGCGGGCAGAAAGAUGGAAGUGUUGGCAAAGACGCAGACGUUUCUAGAAAAGAAGAGCAGACUGACCACAGCUCACCAGUGGGUGGUAGGCCUGCCAAGGAGUUGCUGCUGGGAGACGAUGAAGUUGCGAUGGAGACCGAAGCAGAGAUCCAUCCACAGGAACAGAACGCCAGCUACGAGGGAGAUGAGGACGGUCAGCUGGGAAAACCCGAAGAGCAGACGGUGCCAGGGGAAGCGACUGAGACAUUAAAGAGCCAGGAUGAGAAGAACAGGCAUGUGCUGACGAGCUCGGUGGGCACAGACACCCUUGCCAGGGCACAUCACACGGCACACACUUCAGAAAGCCAAGGAGGUGAUCCUGGAGCAGGCCGUCACCAGGACAGUGGCAGGGACGUCUCGAGUCAAAGUCACCACUUUGGAGGUCAGACAUCUGAAGGAAAUGAGGAAGACUUCUGGCCAGAAGAGCAGGAGUGUCGGCCCACUGCAGGAGGACACAAGAACGGUGAGGAAAGUCAUCAGGCUGAGCUGGAGGAAGAAAAUAAGCAGGAACAGUCGGAAUUAACUCGGCAAACCAUCUGCUACUCCGACUCGACCACCACGUUCAUGUCAAGCCCACCCCAGUACACCCUGCAGCGCAUAGCCUACAGCACCAGUGUGGAUGAGGACGAGACCCCCACAGGAAUCCCUCAUAUACCCCCUGAAGGCUUCCUGCGGAGCUGCUUGGCAAUGUCCGGAGACACAAAGUUCUCCUCUGACAGACCGGAACCAGAAUCCCACUUACAACAAAGCGGACCCCUGGACACCGAGAACGAACACGUCAAGGGCAGGCGUAAAAGCAAACGUUCAGAGAGUCGAGCGACUCCCGCCAGACACGAGGACGCCGACAGCCUCCGCAUCCUGCUGGACGACACGGGGUCCGUGGUAUCGGACAUAUCUGACUGGGGGGAUCAGGAGACGCCAGGCCUCUGAAGGGUUAAAAUAAAACAAAAUGUCAACGCUGAGGGCGUCCAGUUAGAGCUGAACCUGCGAGGCCAACGGCAAGAAACCUAUGGAGUUGUAGGCAAAGUGGCUCGGCGAUUCAAUCUUGGGACUGAGAGGAGACAGGCGGGCACACAACCGGCUUAGGGGUCUGACACUGGCAGGGCUGGCA